AUGAGAGAGAUUGUUCAUCUGCAAGCUGGACAAUGCGGUAACCAAAUUGGUGCCAAGUUCUGGGAGGUGAUCAGCGAUGAGCAUGGAAUCGAUCCCACGGGCACAUACCACGGCGACAGCGACCUCCAGCUGGAACGGAUCAAUGUGUACUAUAAUGAGGCUACGGGUGUGUGCGUUGGUACAGGUGGAAAGUAUGUCCCUCGUGCUGUGCUUGUGGAUCUUGAGCCUGGCACCAUGGAUUCUGUGAGAUCUGGACCCUUUGGCCAGGUCUUCAGACCAGACAAUUUUGUAUUUGGGCAGAGUGGUGCUGGAAACAACUGGGCUAAAGGCCAUUACACAGAAGGAGCAGAGCUGGUGGACUCUGUUCUGGAUGUGGUGCGUAAAGAGGCUGAAAGCUGUGACUGCCUGCAGGGCUUCCAGCUCACCCACUCCCUGGGUGGUGGCACUGGUUCCGGCAUGGGCACACUCCUGAUCAGCAAGAUCCGCGAGGAGUAUCCUGACCGCAUAAUGAACACCUUCAGCGUGGUGCCCUCACCCAAAGUGUCUGACACUGUGGUUGAGCCCUACAAUGCCACUCUGUCUGUUCACCAAUUGGUGGAGAACACAGAUGAAACAUACUGUAUUGACAAUGAAGCUCUGUAUGAUAUCUGCUUCCGCACACUCAAACUUACCACUCCAACAUAUGGGGACCUCAACCAUCUUGUGUCUGCAACAAUGAGUGGUGUCACCACAUGCCUGCGUUUUCCUGGCCAGCUCAACGCUGACCUCCGCAAGCUGGCCGUGAAUAUGGUGCCUUUCCCUCGUCUGCAUUUCUUCAUGCCUGGUUUUGCCCCCCUUACCAGCAGAGGCAGCCAGCAGUACCGCGCCCUCACUGUGCCCGAACUUACCCAGCAAAUGUUUGACGCCAAGAACAUGAUGGCUGCCUGUGACCCUCGCCACGGCCGCUACCUCACCGUGGCCGCCGUCUUCCGGGGGCGUAUGUCCAUGAAGGAGGUGGAUGAGCAGAUGCUGAAUGUGCAGAACAAGAACAGCAGUUACUUUGUGGAAUGGAUUCCUAAUAACGUGAAGACCGCUGUCUGUGACAUCCCCCCUCGCGGCCUUAAGAUGGCCGCCACCUUCAUCGGAAACAGCACGGCCAUUCAGGAGCUGUUUAAGCGCAUCUCUGAGCAGUUCACCGCCAUGUUUCGACGUAAGGCUUUCCUGCACUGGUACACAGGAGAGGGCAUGGAUGAGAUGGAGUUCACCGAGGCAGAGAGCAACAUGAACGACCUGGUGUCUGAAUACCAGCAGUACCAGGAUGCCACUGCAGAAGAGGAGGGUGAAUUUGAGGAAGAGGGGGAGGAAGAACUGGCAUAA
Molecule: messenger RNA, 1356 nt
Organism: Chanos chanos (milkfish)
Lineage: Eukaryota; Metazoa; Chordata; Actinopteri; Gonorynchiformes; Chanidae
Gene: tubb4ba
Product: beta-tubulin family protein
Exons: 4
Coding region: 1-1356 (451 amino acids)
Biological process (GO): microtubule-based process
Cellular component (GO): microtubule
Molecular function (GO): GTPase activity; GTP binding; structural constituent of cytoskeleton
Source: RefSeq, a predicted model, not a curated record